AUGGAGCAAAACACUAUCCAAGGGAGCCCAGAAGAAAGCCUAGAGGCUCUUAAAUCUCAAAUCGCCUCUCUACAAUCCCAACUUACAGCUGCAAAAGCCCAGCUUCAAAUACAAAUCCCACCUUCAACCCCAUCACCCCCUCUCCACCUAUGGCUCCUCCUCGCCGAUUCCGCUCUUCCAAUCGGUUCCUUCGCUUUCUCCUCCGGUUUGGAAUCAUAUAUUUCUCACCGUAACCUUCGACCAGCCGUAUCCCCAAAACCAACUCCCAGAACCGAAUUAACCCGCUUCCUCCGCCUUUCUUUACUUUCGAUCUCAACUACCACAAUACCUUUCAUAACAGCGGCUUUUAAAUCUCCUUCGUCGGUAUUAACUCUGGAUGACACUUUCGACGCAACAACAACAUGUGAAGUCGCCCGUCGAGCGAGUAUUUCUCAAGGAAGAGCCCUCUGCAGCGUUUGGGAUAAAUCCUUCGCUUCAUCUCUUUUAAAGGUCAACUCUGAGAGUAAUGGUGAUGAUGAUGAUAAUGAAGGCGAAAGUAAAAUUCCAAUACAUUACAGACCAGACCAUUUCGGUCCUUCCUGGGGGUAUAUAACCCGUCUCUCCGGGUUACCGAAUACGAAGGAGGCGUUGGAACAAGUGGUUUUUGUGUUUUUGUUUAAUCAUGUCAAGGCACUGUUGUCGGCUGCUGUGAGGUUAUCGUUGAUCGGACCCUAUGUUGCGCAGCAGAUUUUGGCUAGUGAGGAAGUUGGGAGGUUGGUCAGGGAGGCGGUGGAGAGAGGUGGGAAGAUUGGAGUUGAGGAGGCGGGGCAGUCGGUUCCUACGGUGGAUUUAUGGCAGGGGAGGCAUGAGAGGUUGUAUACUAGGAUUUUUAAUUCUUAG
Messenger RNA from Orbilia oligospora ATCC 24927, 879 nucleotides. RefSeq lists its product as uncharacterized. Gene Ontology annotation, molecular function: nickel cation binding. The transcript is spliced from 2 exons. The record is from RefSeq and is a predicted model, not a curated record. Lineage: Eukaryota; Fungi; Ascomycota; Orbiliomycetes; Orbiliales; Orbiliaceae. Bases 1 to 879 code for a protein of 292 amino acids.